Messenger RNA from Dimorphilus gyrociliatus, 2771 nucleotides. NCBI's taxonomy places the organism in Eukaryota, Metazoa, Annelida, Polychaeta, Dinophilidae. The record is from the annotation of a GenBank genome assembly.
AUUAUUGAGAAUAGGGAAGCUCGGCAAACACCAACUUCGUACCGGCGCUAACGUAUUGGAUAUGUAUUUUCUACUUAAUUUCUCAUUCUUUUAAUUAAAUCUACAUAAAAAACAUAGACAAACGACCGUAAAAAUCUGGUAAGUUAUUUUAAAAUAAUUCCAUAUAUAUAAAGAAAUCAAAUAAAAAGGGGAGGAGAUCUUUAAGACAUUGUAUAAAUAAGCCUACUGCCCACUACUUAACACAAAGCGAUUAAUAACGAAGGGAUAGGGAUUUAGUAUUAACGAAUAGUGCUUUAAGAAGAUUUAUACGAUUAAGAAGGCAGCUAAACAGUCCCUGGAAUAUUGGAUAGGAAGUAAAAUUGGGCAAAGAAGAAAAAGAGAUGGAUAGAUUGAGAGAGAGAGAGAGAGAGAGAAGAGAUAACCGACGGCUUUAACCUACCAAAGAGGACGUAAACACGGAGAAUGAGUGGACGAUUGUUUAUAUUUACAUUAAAAUAUAAGAAGGAAGAAUACUAGAGAAACGAUAGAUAGACACCUAAUAUACUUUUUCUCUUUCGACAAGUUUUUGUUCGUCCUCUCUCUCUCUCUCACUCUGUCAAUCUCCCUUGUUUUUAUCGUAGGCCUAUGAUUUUUUUUAAAAGUCUUCAUACAUCGAAGAGGUCAAUUUCUAAAACAACUGCUUUCAAUUGUUUCAACAAUUUGUGGAUUGUUUUUCUGUAAUACUUAAACAGCGCCUUAGUUCUCUCUAAAUAAGAUAGAAAAUAUAGAAAAUAUUGAAUAGAAAGGCUAUUUCUUCUUUGCUGAAUGAAAUAUUUUAUAUUAUUAACAGAGGAGAAAAAAUUAUACAUGGACAAAAGAAGAGAAUGGCUACUCUUUCGCAAAUUAUCCUUUUAAUCUGUUUUGGACUAGUUGCUGCUGAAGAUUUAUUAAAAAUACCAGAAAAAGAGUUGGAUCUUGGCUGGUGCGAAUGUACAACAACAUCGCCUUGCAUUAUCAUGUGGAGGAAGGAUGGAGAGAGUACGUUAAGUAUCGGCGGAGAAUUAUACGUAAAUGAUAAUUAUAGACUUCAAACUGCUGGUAAUCCGAUUACAAGAGUAAAAUUAAUAAUUAAGGAGAACGUUUCUCUUAAAAAUUCUACAACAUUUCAUUGCCGUAUUGGAAAUAGAAUAGAGUUUACUGUUGUUGCCAAUCCGGCUAGACUACCUGCUCAAUUGACUAUGAAACCGAAUGAAGAAUUUCCGUGGGAAACUGGAAAAGUGUAUAUGUUAAUUUGCCGUUUAAUAGAUAUUGGAUAUCCAAUAGCUGAUAUUGAAUGGUACAAAAACGAUAUUAGAAUUGGUGUUAAAAGUUCAAUUCUACAGUUUAAACCAUUGAAAAUGGAUGAUAAUAAUUCAACUUAUUACUGUAUGGCUUCCAAUGCGUAUAGUGAAUUUCUUAACGUAAGACUGAUGUCGGAGAGACAAACAAUCCAGAUUAAAAAAAAUUCUAUGAAAUUCAUGUUGAUUAAGAGGAAUAAUUCAACUUGGUCCCAUUUAAGUGAUACUGGAUCAUUUUCGUUUGUUUCUAUUGAUGUUACAGAUACUGGAUAUUAUUAUUGUCGUUGUUUAGACAAUAACGGCAAUUCUCAAGAUUCGGAUAGUCGUUUGUUAAUGAUCAAAGCUCCGCCGAAAGUUUUAGAAACCUCUAAAUCGGUACGCCGCCAGGGUAAUAAUUUUCAAUUGUAUUUUACCUAUACGGGAAUCUCUUUGGUUACUUCGGUUGUUUGGAAGUUGGGCGACUCGACAAUUGAUAAGGAUCGUUAUCAAAUUAAAUCUUACAAUAUGACGGGACAAUACGAAUAUGGUCAAACUAUGGCGAGACGAUCAGAAUUGAACUGGAUAGUUAAUUGCCCGUAUGACGUCUCUUAUAAUGGUUUUUAUCAAGGUCUUAUACAAACGUCAAACGCAACUUAUACUCAAGUUUUAAAAAUUCAAUGGUUCAUUCCCGAUGACCUUUGCGCCGAAUCGAUAACGCCAUCUACCGACUCUACAACUUCCAAUUCCGACGGUCAAAUUGGAGAGAAGAUAUUGAAUUCUGAAAAUUCAAGUACAACAGUAAUUGUAACUAGUGUAUGUGUUGUAUUCUUUGUCGCUCUUGCCGGGUUUUUUGUUAUUAUAUUUUCAUGGAAAAAAUGGCAGUUAAAAAAAUUGCAAUACAAUGAGAGCAGUAGUAAUGGAGACGCUUCCAACUGCAAUACUGUUUGUACAACUUGCAGUGGAGAAGAUAGCGAAAAUAAUUCUGUAACAAACGUUAGACUAAUAAGAAAAAAUUCCCUGCAAAGAGGUACGAGCUUAACAAGCACGUCUAGUAGAGCCCUCCCUCCCGUUCCUCGAUCGAGGAUCAACUCAUCUUCGUCCUCCAAAAGCGCUUUUACGCCAGUUUGCCAUUUACACGCUCCGUUACCAAAUCCUAUCUACGGUAUUUCGGGUCGCUGCUCAAGUUGCGGUCAAUACAGAUUACGUUCGGACGUCAGCGAAUCGGCAAGCUCUCAAUAUGACGUCAUAAACGAUACAUUACCAACAACUUCUGAUACAGCCAUUUAUCAAACUCUUCAGCAUAGCCGAGUCAAUAAUAAUCAGCCUGCAACUCUCGACGAUGUUUACAUGUCGAUGACAAACAAUUUUAGCCAACAACCUUUGGAAACGCCUAUAAAUGCUUUUUAUAGCAAAAUUUUACGACGUUCACCAGAAGUUGGUGCCAUCGUUAAAAUACCGCGUGAAUCGUUUGUUUAA